This is a messenger RNA of Lodderomyces elongisporus, 1641 nucleotides long. RefSeq lists its product as uncharacterized. The transcript has a single exon. The record is from RefSeq and is a predicted model, not a curated record. NCBI's taxonomy places the organism in Eukaryota, Fungi, Ascomycota, Pichiomycetes, Serinales, Debaryomycetaceae. Bases 1 to 1641 code for a protein of 546 amino acids.
AUGAAGUUUUCCAAGGCUUUUACCGUUGCUACUUUAGCUAUUGGCGCUCUGGCUGCUUAUCUCAAACCUGCUGAAUUAGUCUUGCAAAGAGACGAAGUGGCCAUUUCAGGUGACGCUUACGACAACCUCUUGAGCAUCUUGCAAAUUGAUCAAUCCACUGCUGCUGCUUUGGGCUUGACAGAGGGCAAGAGCACAAGAGACUUGGUUGACAACUUAACCGGUCUUCUCAAUGCUCGUUCCGAAGAACCAGAAGUUGUUAAAAAGAGAGACUUGGGAUUGAUUCUCCAACUUGUGGACCUCAAGAUCCAAAAGAUCAAUGAGGCCAUCAGCGCAUUGUUGUCAGGAAAGAUUACCAAGGAUGAGUCAGGAUAUAUCAACUUGUUGAACAUCUUGGAGAUCAACAAGACCAUUGCUGCUGACCUUGGAUUGACUCAAGGGUCUGGUACUUUUGACUUGGUUGCUCAAUUGGGUAAGCUCAUCACUAUUGAGAUUAGCAAGGGAAUCGGAUACUCCAAAGGCGGCGACUCAGGUACUGAGGUCAAAAAGAGAGACUUGGGAUUGAUUCUCCAACUUGUGGACCUCAAGAUCCAAAAGAUCAACGAGGCCAUCAGCGCAUUGUUGUCAGGAAAGAUUACCAAGGAUGAGUCAGGAUAUAUCAACUUGUUGAACAUCUUGGAGAUCAACAAGACCAUUGCUGCUGACCUCGGCUUGACUCAAGGAUCUGGUACUUUUGACUUGGUUGCUCAAUUGGGUAAGCUCAUCACUAUUGAGAUUAGCAAGGGAAUCGGAUACUCCAAAGGCGGCGACUCAGGUACUGAGGUCAAAAAGAGAGACUUGGGAUUGAUUCUCCAACUUGUGGACCUCAAGAUCCAAAAGAUCAACGAGGCCAUCAGCGCAUUGUUGUCAGGAAAGAUUACCAAGGAUGAGUCAGGAUAUAUCAACUUGUUGAACAUCUUGGAGAUCAACAAGACCAUUGCUGCUGACCUCGGCUUGACUCAAGGAUCUGGUACUUUUGACUUGGUUGCUCAAUUGGGUAAGCUCAUCACUAUUGAGAUUAGCAAGGGAAUCGGAUACUCCAAAGGCGGCGACUCAGGUACUGAGGUCAAAAAGAGAGACUUGGGAUUGAUUCUCCAACUUGUGGACCUCAAGAUCCAAAAGAUCAACGAGGCCAUCAGCGCAUUGUUGUCAGGAAAGAUUACCAAGGAUGAGUCAGGAUAUAUCAACUUGUUGAACAUCUUGGAGAUCAACAAGACCAUUGCUGCUGACCUUGGCUUGACUCAAGGAUCUGGUACUUUUGACUUGGUUGCUCAAUUGGGUAAGCUCAUCACUAUUGAGAUUAGCAAGGGAAUCGGAUACUCCAAAGGCGGUGACUCAGGUACUGAGGUUAAAAAGAGAGACUUGGGAUUGAUUCUCCAACUUGUCGACCUCAAGAUCCAAAAGAUCAAUGAGGCCAUCAGCGCAUUGUUGUCAGGAAAGAUUACCAAGGACGAGUCAGGAUACAUCAACUUGUUGAACAUCUUGGAGAUCAACAAGACCAUUGCUGCUGACCUUGGCUUGACUCAAGGGUCUGGUACUUUUGACUUGGUUGCUCAAUUGGGUAAGAUCAUUACUGUUGAAAUUGACAAACACAUUGGAUAUUAA